AUGUGCCAGCCUGCCCUGGGGUUGGGCUGUGGGCGACGUGGGCGGGGGACAGGGCUGGCGCUGCGGAAGGACCCAGGGUUGGGGUGGGAGCCGCAAUCUUCCCACCAGCCGGUGGCCCCAUUGCAGGAUCAGGACAACUUGCCAGAGGACGUCGUGUUUGGUGCAGUUGAUGCUCUCGGCUGUUGGGCUCUAACAGGCGCCUUCCUGGAGUCUUACCCAGCUGUUCCCCCCAUAUGGUCCGUGGAGUCCGAUGAUCCCAACCUGGCAGCUAUCCUGGAGAGGCUAGUGGAAGUCAGGAAAGGAAAUACCCUGCUCUUGCAGCACCUGAAGCGGAUAAUCUCGGACCUGUGCAAACUCUACAACCUCCCGCAGCAUCCAGAUGUUGAGAUGUUGGACCAGCCUCUCCCGGCAGAACAGAGCACACAGGAAGAAGUAUCUUCUGAAGAGGAAGAUGAGGAAAUGCCAGAGGAUACAGAGGACUUGGAUCACUACGAGAUGAAGGAGGAGGAGCCGGCCGAUGGGAAGAGGACAGAGGAUGAGGGCAUCGGCAAGGAGAACCUGGCCAUCCUGGAGAAGAUCAAAAAGAACCAGAGGCAAGAUUACUUAAAUGGUGCAGUGUCUGGGUCUGUGCAGGCCACUGACCGGCUAAUGAAGGAGCUCAGGGAUAUUUACCGAUCACCAAGUUUCAAGGGCGGGAACUAUGCAGUGGAACUCGUGAACGACAGCCUGUACGAUUGGAACGUCAAACUCCUGAAGGUUGACGAGGACAGCGCUUUGCACAAUGAUCUCCAGAUCCUCAAAGAGAAGGAAGGAACUGACUUCAUCCUGCUCAACUUCUCCUUUAAAGACAACUUUCCCUUUGACCCGCCGUUUGUGAGGGUCGUGUCCCCUGUGCUCUCAGGGGGGUAUGUUCUGGGUGGAGGUGCCAUCUGCAUGGAGCUGCUGACCAAACAGGGCUGGAGCAGCGCCUACUCCAUUGAGUCGGUGAUCAUGCAGAUCAGUGCCACACUGGUGAAAGGAAAGGCACGUGUGCAGUUUGGAGCCAAUAAGAAUCAGUACAGCCUGACCAGAGCACAGCAGUCCUACAAGUCCCUGGUACAGAUCCAUGAGAAGAACGGCUGGUACACACCACCCAAGGAGGAUGGCUAGCGUGUCAGCCACUCAGGCAUCACCGGACCACUCGAUCUUGGAAUGCUGUACUUGGAUCUGCCAAUGCCUCUGGCUUUCUCCUGGGAUGGGAUGGCUCUGCCUGUUGCAGGACAAUAGCGGCUGCGAUAAACUCUAAGGAACGAGCCGUGUGUGCAGUUGGACUGACCCGAAACACUCGCUGGACCCUCGCUAGCAGCAUUCUUAUUAAAACAAACUCUGAGCCUCUUGUAUCGCUGGCCACUUCCCGCUCUGCUCUGGUCUAGAGCAUCUCCUUACCUAUGCUAUGGAUUUAAUUUAUUUUCUUAUUUCAUGUACACUGCUUUGUUUGUUCCAGUGUCAGGCUGUGCGGGAAGGGAUCUCUGGAGACCAUUACAGUUUGGUAAUUUGAAGA
Molecule: messenger RNA, 1540 nt
Organism: Alligator sinensis (Chinese alligator)
Lineage: Eukaryota; Metazoa; Chordata; Crocodylia; Alligatoridae
Gene: UBE2Q1
Product: ubiquitin conjugating enzyme E2 Q1
Exons: 14
Coding region: 1-1149 (382 amino acids)
Source: RefSeq, a predicted model, not a curated record